Molecule: messenger RNA, 2748 nt
Organism: Toxotes jaculatrix (banded archerfish)
Lineage: Eukaryota; Metazoa; Chordata; Actinopteri; Toxotidae
Product: potassium voltage-gated channel subfamily KQT member 2-like
Exons: 18
Coding region: 1-2748 (915 amino acids)
Biological process (GO): potassium ion transport; transmembrane transport
Cellular component (GO): membrane
Molecular function (GO): voltage-gated potassium channel activity
Source: RefSeq, a predicted model, not a curated record
AUGGUGCAGAAAUCUCUCAACGGCGGGGUUUACCCAACUCAAGCCGGAGAGAAGAAGCACAAAGUCGGGUUUGUUGGAUUGGACCCCGGGGCUCCUGAAUCCAGCAGGGAUGGGGCGCUGCUCAUUGCGGGUUCGGAAAGCACCAAGCGGAGCAGCAUCCUCUGCAGACCGAGGUCCAGCAUCUCCGCCGGGAGACCCAGACCGUCGAAGAAAAAUGCCAGCUAUCGGAAACUACAGAAUUUCCUCUAUAAUGCGCUGGAAAGACCGCGGGGAUGGGCGUUCAUCUACCACGCUUAUGUAUUCCUCUUGGUCUUCUCCUGUCUCAUACUCUCAGUCUUUGCCACCAUCAGAGAGUUCAAAAAGAGCUCAGAGAGUGCCUUGUACAUCCUGGAAAUUGUGACCAUCGUGGUGUUUGGGGUGGAGUACAUCGUAAGGAUAUGGGCUGCUGGCUGCUGCUGUCGAUACAGAGGAUGGAGAGGGAGGCUGAAAUUUGCCAGAAAGCCUUUCUGUGUCAUAGACAUUAUGGUGCUGAUUGCCUCAGUAUCUGUACUAGCAGCUGGAUCUCAGGGCAAUGUUUUUGCCACCUCGGCCAUCAGGAGUUUGAGAUUCCUGCAGAUCCUGCGCAUGCUGCGUAUGGACCGCCGUGGAGGCACCUGGAAGCUGCUCGGAUCUGUAGUUUAUGCCCACAGCAAGGAGCUCAUCACAGCAUGGUACAUAGGCUUCCUGUGCCUCAUCCUGGCUUCAUUCCUGGUCUACUCUGUGGAAAAGGAGUUAAAUGAUGAGUUUGAGACGUAUGCUGAUGCUCUUUGGUGGGGACUGAUCACUCUCACCACCAUUGGUUAUGGUGAUAAGGUUCCCAAGACCUGGUAUGGACGCUUGCUGGCAGCCACAUUCAGCAUGAUCGGGGUUGCCUUCUUUGCACUUCCCGCUGGCAUCCUGGGUUCUGGCUUUGCCCUGAAGGUCCAAGAGCAACACAGGCAAAAACAUUUUGAGAAGAGACGCAACCCUGCAGCAGGACUCAUCCAGGCUGCUUGGAGGUUUUAUGCUACCAACCUUUCCCGCACAGAUCUGCUGUGCACUUGGGAUUUUUAUGAGCAGACUGUAGCAAUUCCAAUGUACAGAAUUAUUCCACCCCUGAAUCAGCUGGACCUGCUGAGGAAUCUGAAGGGCAAGUCAUUCAGGAAGGAGUCUCAGACAGAAACCUCUCCCAGUAAUGAAAAUGCACACAAAGACAGACUUUGCGGGUGCUGUCCGAGAACUAUUAGUCGGAAGGCCAGCCUGAAGGACAAGGUGUUUCCCAGUCCUUCCAAGGCUCCCAUGGCCAAGGGGAAGGCCCAGUCUCCGGGUGCCGAGGAGGGGGCUGAGGCAAGCCCCAGCAAGGUCACCAAGAGCUGGAACUUCUCUGAGAAGAGCCGAGGGCCGAAGCACGCCUUCAGAGUCCGGGGCAGCACUUCACGCCAAAACUCAGAGGCAAUUGAAGGUUUAAUAAAGGCGAGCCUCCCAGGAGAGGAAAUUGGUGACGAUAAGAGCUGCCACUGUGAGUUUCUCACUCAAGAAUUACCUCCAGGAUUGAAGGUUACAAUAAGGGCAAUCUGCAUCAUGAAGUUUCUGGUGUCAAAGCGGAGGUUCAAAGAGAGCCUGCGGCCUUACGACGUCAUGGAUGUGAUCGAGCAGUACUCUGCAGGUCACCUGGACAUGUUGUCUCGCAUUAAGAACCUGCAGUCCAGGAUAGAUAUGAUUGUGGGGCCCCCUCCCCCAUCAACACCUCGCCAUAAGAAGUCCACAGAAGGUCCUAGAGUUGACCAGAUAGUUGGUAAAGGUCCUAAAGCUGAAGGAGAGGCUGCAGAGGAUCAGAGCAUGAUGGGACGACUGGUCAAAGUAGAAAAACAGGUGGUGUGUAUGGACAGGAAACUCGAUUUCCUGGUCAAUGUGUAUUUGCAGCGUAUGGGCAUCCCUCGUUCUGAAACGGAGGCCUUUUUCAACUCCAAAGAGCCGUAUCCAGCCCCGCCUUACCACAGCCCAGAGGAAAGCAAGGAGGUGAAGGAGGGAAAAGAGGAGGUGAAGGAGGAAAAGGAGGUGAAGACAUGCUCAGCUGCAGAUGUCCCGUGCUCUGACGGGUCUUUGGAAAAGAAAGACCCUUUGCUGGGUCGGUCUGUGGCGAGAUCGGUGGGUACUCCCUCCAGCAACAGCCGCCCCUCUACCUCUUGGCAGCACCAACUGCAACACCCCCUCAGCCAGCCUGCCUGGAACAGCAGCGUGGCCAACACCCCGUCACCGGUCGGUGGCAGCGGCGAGCACUCGCCCACCCUGUUCCGACUUCCGCCUCCACCUGCUCCGGUCCACGACCGUUCCUCCUCCGGCCUCGGUGGCAACAGCAGAGAGAGCGGCUCCCAGAGCAGGAGGCGCCACAGGAGGCAGAGGUGUCAGCAGGAUGCCACUGCUGUGGAGAGCGACACAUCUCUCUCCAUCCCAUCUGUUGACCACGAAGAGCUGGAGCGCUCUUUCAGCGGCUUCAGCAUCUCCCAGGCCAAGGAGGACUUCUUUGGGCCUUCUUUCUUUACAGGCUCAGGAGGAGGAGGGGCUGGAGUAGGGACUGAAGCUGGAGCUGGACCUUCACUCUGUGCCAGAGUCAGGCCCUUCAUAGCAGAGGGCGAAUCAGACACAGACUCUGACCUCUACGCUCCAUCACCUCUGUCCUUCACUGGAGAGGUCUCCUGUGGAGAGAGGGGAUGGCCAGGACUGAAGUAG